Rhododendron vialii is the source of this 2479-nucleotide messenger RNA. RefSeq names its product methylenetetrahydrofolate reductase (NADH) 2-like. Gene Ontology annotation, biological process: tetrahydrofolate interconversion. The record is from RefSeq and is a predicted model, not a curated record. Gene Ontology annotation, cellular component: cytosol. The transcript has 11 exons. Lineage: Eukaryota; Viridiplantae; Streptophyta; Magnoliopsida; Ericales; Ericaceae. The coding region runs from base 423 to 2213 and encodes 596 amino acids. Gene Ontology annotation, molecular function: FAD binding; methylenetetrahydrofolate reductase [NAD(P)H] activity.
GGACCCCCGAAGUAGAUCUCGAAUUUCCUCCCCUAUAGUAUUAAUUACUAUUUUUCUGCUGAGGAUUGAAGAAUCAAUCACAAAUACAAUUGCGGGUUAGGUGCUUAAUUAAUUUAUUAUUACUGUAUAUACUCCUAAUUACUAGUACUAUUAUUACUCAUUGGAGUAUUAUAUAAACAGCUACAAUCGUAAAUCUUGAUUUGUGCAUCUUCUAUCUAUCUAUUCUUUCGUAGAGCGAGUUGAGCGGAGUGGCGUAGGAGCGACAGACAUUUCUCUCUUUCUUUCUUUCACCCAUUGUCUUCCUUCCUCUCGUUUAUUUAUAUUAUAGUAAAAUAAAAAAUAGUAGUGCUACUCAUUUGGGAGAGAGAGAGAGCGAGAGAGAGAGAGAGAGAGAGAGAGAGAGAGAAAAGAAUCCGGUGGAAAUGAAAGUGAUAGAGAAGAUCCGGGAGGCGGAAUCCGGUGGGAAGGUGGUGUUCUCGUUCGAGUUCUUCCCGCCCAAGACAGAGGAUGGGGUGGACAACCUGUUCGACAGGAUGGAGCGAAUGGUGGCUCACAACCCUACAUUCUGCGACAUUACUUGGGGAGCUGGGGGUUCAACCGCGGAUCUCACUCUCGAGAUUGCUAACAGGAUGCAGAACAUGGUCUGCGUUGAGACUAUGAUGCAUCUCACUUGCACCAACAUGCCUGUUGACAAGAUCGACCACGCCCUCCACCACAUCAAGUCCAACGGCAUCCAGAACGUCCUCGCCCUCCGCGGUGACCCUCCUCACGGCCAGGACAAGUUCGUUCAAGUCCAGGAUGGCUUCGCCUGUGCCCUCGAUCUCGUAAAGCACAUUCGGUCCACAUAUGGUGACUACUUUGGCAUAACCGUAGCUGGUUAUCCAGAGGCACAUCCUGAUGUCAUCCAAAGUGAUGGGGGUUUGGCCACACCAGAGGCAUAUCAGAGCGACCUUGCUUACCUUAAGAGGAAGGUUGACGCUGGAGCUGAUCUUAUUGUUACUCAACUUUUCUAUGAUAUUGAUAUCUUCCUCAAAUUUGUGAAUGACUGCCGUCAAAUUGGAAUUACUUGUCCCAUCGUUCCUGGGAUUAUGCCGAUUAAUAACUAUAGGGGCUUCCUCCGCAUGACUGGUUUUUGCAAAACUAAGAUACCAUCUGAGAUUACUGCUGCCUUGGAGCCUAUCAAGGAUAAUGAAGAAGCCGUCAGAGCCUACGGAAUUCACCUUGGAACAGAAAUGUGCAGGAACAUAUUAGCUAAUGGAAUUAAGACAGUGCAUCUUUAUACCUUGAACAUGGAGAAAUCUGCAUUGGCAAUACUAAUGAAUCUUGGACUAAUUGAAGAAGCCAAAAUUUCGAGGUCCUUACCAUGGAGACGCCCUACAAAUGUUUUCCGUGUUAAGGAAGAUGUCAGGCCAAUAUUUUGGGCCAAUCGUCCAAAAAGUUACAUUUCAAGGACUAUAGGUUGGGAACAAUACCCACAAGGCCGAUGGGGAGAUUCUCGUAAUGCAUCAUAUGGAGCACUAACCGAUUAUCAGUUCAUGCGAGCCCGCACACGUGACAGGAAACUUCAUGAUGAAUGGGCUGUCCCUUUGAAGGAUGUUGAAGAUAUUCACGAGAGAUUCCUGAAGUACUGCCUUGGGAAUCUAAGAAGCAGUCCCUGGUCUGAGUUAGAUGGCCUUCAGCCAGAGACACAGAUCAUUAAUGAACAGUUGGGGAGCAUCAACUCAAAGGGUUUUCUCACAAUAAAUAGCCAACCAUCUGUGAAUGGAGCAAAGUCUGAUUCCCCUAUUGUCGGAUGGGGGGGACCUGAUGGAUACGUCUACCAGAAGGCAUAUGUGGAGUUUUUCUGCUCCAAGGAGAAGUUGAAUACUCUUGUUGAGAAAUGCAAGUCAUUCCCAUUUCUGACCUACAUGGCUGUGAACAAAGAAGGAAGCUGGAUAUCCAACGUCCGCAGCCAAUCUGAUGUGAAUGCAGUGACAUGGGGAGUGUUCCCGGCGAAGGAGAUCAUCCAACCGACUGUUGUAGAUCCCACCAGCUUCAUGGUGUGGAAGGAUGAGGCAUUUGAAAUCUGGUCCAGAGGAUGGGCUCAAUUGUACCCAGAUGGUGACCCAUCCAGGAAGCUGCUGGAGCAGGUGCAGAGCAGUUACUUCCUGGUCAACUUGGUAGAGAAUGAUUACGUUAACAGUGAUUUAUUUGCUGUUUUUAGAGAUUUCUAAGAUGAGGGGAUUACGGAUUACCCUUUGGUGGUCUCCUUCUAGUAUCCACCAAAGCCAUAGGAAUAAAAUCUUUGGCUUCAGUGGGACUUGAUUCUUGCGUUUUCUGUUUUGCUGGAUUAUUCUAUUUUAAUGGCUAUGUAAUAAUGCAAUCCUUGGGCUUUGGGUACCUUCCCAAUCGUAGUUGAAAUUGCAUAUGGUUUGGCAGUUGAUGGCAUUGUGAAUUUAUUUAUGACCAAUCAACAAAAUAACAAUCUGAGAUUGAGAAA